Molecule: messenger RNA, 3001 nt
Organism: Ochotona curzoniae (black-lipped pika)
Lineage: Eukaryota; Metazoa; Chordata; Mammalia; Lagomorpha; Ochotonidae
Gene: PPP1R37
Product: protein phosphatase 1 regulatory subunit 37
Exons: 13
Coding region: 261-2372 (703 amino acids)
Molecular function (GO): protein binding
Source: RefSeq, a predicted model, not a curated record
UCUUCCUCUUGCAGUCGCGCUUCGAGUCCGCGUUUCCGGACUUUUCUGACGCGGCGGCGGGCUGUGAGCGAAAGUGCGAGUGCGAACGCGCCGACGCGCCUGGGGGUUGGGGAGGGAGGUGGAGGCGGCCUCCCGACGACAACGACGACAACGACGACGACGACGACCACGAGAGCGGACGGAGGCGGCGCCUGAGGCGGCGCUGGAGCCCAUGCCCCGGGACGGCGCGAUGUCCCCGGGGCCCCCGUGAGGCGGCGGCCAUGGAGCUCCCGCCGCAGGAGGCGCCGCCAGGCCCGGGCGGGGACGGCGACGCCGGGGAGGCCGCUGCCCACCAGCCUGGGGGCUCUGGCAGUCCCGCAUCGCCCCCCGCCGACGGGCGCCUCAAGGCUGCGGCCAAGCGCGUCACCUUCCCGUCCGACGAGGAUAUCGUGUCCGGCGCGGUGGAGCCCAAGGACCCCUGGAGACACGCCCAGAACGUGACCGUGGAGGAGGUGAUCGGUGCCUACAAGCAAGCCUGUCAGAAGCUGAGCUGCAGACAGAUCCCCAAGCUCCUGCGGCAGCUGCAGGAGUUCACGGACCUCGGGCAUCGCAUCGACUGCCUGGACCUGAAAGGCGAGAAGCUGGACUACAAGGCCUGUGAAGCCCUGGAGGAGGUCUUCAAGAGGCUGCAGUUCAAGGUUGUGGACCUGGAACAGACGAACCUGGAUGAAGAUGGCGCCUCUGCCCUCUUCGACAUGAUUGAGUACUACGAGUCGGCCACGCACCUCAACAUCUCCUUCAACAAGCACAUCGGCACCCGCGGCUGGCAGGCUGCUGCCCACAUGAUGCGCAAGACCAGCUGCCUGCAGUACCUGGAUGCCCGCAACACACCCCUGCUGGACCACUCGGCACCCUUCGUGGCACGGGCCCUGCGCAUCCGCAGCAGCCUGGCUGUGCUGCACUUGGAGAACGCCAGCCUGUCAGGGCGACCCCUCAUGCUGCUUGCCACUGCCCUCAAGAUGAACGUGAGCCUCCGGGAGCUACACCUGGCCGACAACAAGCUCAACGGGCUGCAGGACUCGGCGCAGCUGGGCACCCUGCUCAAGUUCAACUGCUCCCUGCAGAUCCUUGACCUCCGUAACAACCACGUGCUGGACUCAGGGCUUGCCUACAUCUGCGAGGGCCUCAAGGAGCAGAGGAAGGGGCUGGUGACCCUAGUGCUGUGGAACAACCAGCUCACACACACGGGCAUGGCCUUCCUGGGCAUGACGCUGCCCCACACACAGAGCCUGGAGACCCUGAACCUGGGCCAUAACCCCAUUGGCAACGAGGGCGUGCGCAACCUCAAGAAUGGGCUCAUCAGCAACCGCAGCGUGCUGCGCCUCGGUCUGGCCUCCACCAAGCUCACAUGCGAGGGCGCGGUGGCAGUGGCGGAGUUCAUCGCUGAGAGCCCCCGUCUCCUGAGACUGGACCUCCGGGAGAACGAGAUCAAGACCGGCGGGCUCAUGGCGCUGUCCUUGGCCCUCAAGGUGAACCACUCCCUGCUGCGCCUGGACCUGGACCCCGAGCCCAAGAAAGAGGCGGUCAAGAGCUUCAUCGAGACGCAGAAGGCGCUGCUGGCCGAGAUCCAGAACGGCUGCAAGCGCAACUUUGUGCUGGCGCGGGAGCGUGAGGACAAGGAGCAGCAACUGCAGCUGUCGGCCUCCAUGCCCGAGAUCAGCGUCACUGAAGCCCAGCCUGAGCAGCUGGAGGGGCCGCAGGCCACCCCCGCUGCCGCCCAGAAUGGGGGCCCAGAGCCCGGGCCAGGCCCAGAUUCGGAAGAUUCAGACUCAAACUCUGAUGGGGAGGAUGAGGACGAAGAUGGGGAGCGGGACGAGGCUGGCGAGCACACCAGUCCACCGGCACCUUGUCCUGCCCUGGUGCCCCCGACAGACUCCCUGGGCCCUGGGGACAGCAACACCCCUGGAGCCCCCUCCUCCCCCUCCGAGCAGCGUAUCUCCGUGUCCAGCCCGGGCCGGGGCCACAAGGUGUUUGUGGUGACCCGAGUGGAGAGUCCACCGGAGAGGGCAGAGCCCCCUGUACCCCCUUCCCCACCCCCUGCAUCCCCACCGCCCUCACCUGUCCUGCCGCCGCCAGCUGAGACCACCAACCCCCAGGCCCUAGAGCCGACUGAGCCGCAGCCACAACCACCACCGCCUCUGGCAGGACCACCACUGCCCAAUGGCCUGAAGCCCGAGUUCGCCCUGGCAUUGCCCCCAGAGCCGCCCCCAGGGCCUGAGGCCAAGGCAGGCCGCUGCAGCCUGGAUCACGAGCUGAGCUGCCCCCAGGAUGACAGGGAGCUGGAGGAGCUGCUUCUGGAAGCCAGCCAGGAACCUGGGCAGGAGACACUGUGACUGUAGUUCCUUUCUUCUGGUUGGGCUCUGCGACAUGGUGGCCAGAGCCACGAGAAGCUGCUCGCCCUCGUCGCCAGCCUCCCGAGGCCCAGGGCGCCAGGCGCGGGGACCGCUCCCUCCAACACUACAGGGCAGGAGCCGCCGGCGUGGCCCUCCCGCCCGGACUUCAGCACUUCUAUUUAUGUGUCCCUGCCUGUCCGCUCACUCCAAGACUGGAAGACGUGGCCGGCUCGGAACGGAUGAGACGACGAGGAGGAGAUGACAACAACAGUGGCCUCCAAGGAUAUCAGGCCACCGGGCAGGCCCAUUGUAGAGGGGCCUGUCGGCCAAGCCUGCUGUUGAGGCGGGAUGGUCCCCGGUGUCCAGGCCCAGGACUGGGCAGGAGGCGCGGCGUGAUGAUGGUGGUGGUGGUGGUGGUAAUUGCUAGAUGAGCCCCAGGCAGGGGGUGGGGGGCUGGGCGUGCAGGAUCGGAGCUUUCUUUUCUUAAGUGCAAUAAAUCUAUCAGGGAGCGGGGGCAGGCAUCGGCGCAGUUCUGGGGACCCUGCUGCCUGGGCCGCGUGAGGUGCCCCCAAGAGCACUACAGGCUGUGGGAGGCUGGGAGGGCAGGGGCUGGGGAGGGGCUGCUCCUG